AACAAAAUAACAUGACUAACAUGGCGCCGCCCAGUAACGGGCAGCUUUUAUUUAUAAUUUUAUUAGUUAUAAAUUUUAUAAGUGGUAUUUUAGGGCAAUUCGACAAUUAUCCACGGUAUCCGACAGAGUUUCCACAGAAUGUCCAAAAUCCUUACAACAUUUACGGCCCACAACUACCUUACAAUCCGUACCCAAAUGAUUAUAGGGCAACUUAUAUUUACAAAGGGAGAAGAUAUGGGCAAAAUUACCACCCAAACUAUUAUGAUCAAAGUAGGCCAGGAGAUCCCAGGAUAAGAGGACAAGAUGAAAGAUUUACAUAUGACAGGGCUGGCAAUGCUGAGCCAAUUUUACCCGGCAUAUUGGGCGGUUGGAGGGAAGAUUUACAAGGCAAACGACGCGAACAAACCAGAGAGAAACUCAGGGAUGUGUUCGUGCAAACAACGCACGGGAGUGUCCAAGGAUUUCAAGUGUACUUAUUCGAUAACCCGAAUCCCGAUUCGAUUUACAGACCAGGCACUGAAUUCAUCGAAAGACAGCAAGGCAUUGCCUCUGCCUUUUUGGGGAUUCCCUACGCCCAGCCGCCUGUAUACGAAGGCAGAUUUAAACCUCCACGACCCCAUCGUGGUUGGAAUAUAAUGCAAGCGGUGGAUUUCGGACCCGCUUGUCCGCAGCCUGCUAAGUACACUGGAGCUACUUUAGGUAUUAGAGACGUCGAUGAAGAUUGCCUUUAUCUCAAUGUUUUCACCCCCGACAUUACUGAAGGAACCGGCCACAAGUACCCCGUGAUGGUCUACAUUCACGGCGGGGAUUUCAUUCACGGAGCAUCCAACACGUUCCCUGGUCAUAUUCUAGCCACUUUCUAUAAAGUAGUGGUCGUUACGAUUAACUACCGUUUGGGGGCUUUGGGUUUCCUGAGCACGGGCGACGUAAAUUCCCCCGGGAAUUAUGGUAUUUUAGACCAAGCGAUGGCUUUGCGAUGGGUGUACGACAACGCGGAGAGUUUCAACGGGGACAAAUACAGUUUAACGUUGUUUGGACCCGGGGCCGGGGCUGCUUCUGCGGGGCUGUUAAUGGCGGCCCCUCAAACUAGUCACAUGGUUACUAAAGUAAUUGCUCAGAGUGGCGCGGCUGUGGCGGAUUGGGCGAUGAUUUUCGAUAGAUACAGAGCCCAAAAUACCAGCAGAGUGUUCGGUAGACAAAUAGGUUGUAGUAUAGAGUCUUCGUGGAAGUUGGUGAACUGCCUUAAAAAUUCAAGGAGUGCCUUCGAAAUAGGAAACGCCGAAUUUCCUCCUGAAGUGGGUUUGUUCCCUUGGGCGCCAGUAGUAGAAAUGAACGUUUCAAUGCCACACUACGAGGGUUGGGAUGAAAAAGAUUGGCAUUUUAUCGACGAGAGCGUUGAAAGUCUAAUUAAAAAGAGAUCGUUUAACGCAGGAUUGAAAUAUAUGGCUGGUGUCACCUUGCAAGAAGCAGCAGGAUUUAUCACUGCAAAUAAAAGUUUGGAACCAAAUUUCAUCGUAACGCAAGAAUUUUUCGAUCAAAAAGUCAAAGAACUGGUGUUGAGGUAUAAUUACACGUUAAAUCCGCAUGGGAUAUUCGAUGCUAUUAAAUACAUGUACACCUAUUGGCCAGAUCCUAACAACGUGACUCACAUAAGGGAUGAGUAUAUACACAUGCUAUCCGACUUCUUGUACACCGCUCCCAACGAUAAAAUGGUGAAACUGCUAAUAGAACAAAACGUUCCGGUUUACAUGUACGUUUUGAACACCACAAUCGAAUCGUUCAAUUAUCCAGAGUGGAGGAAAACGCCGCACGAUAUAGAGCAUUACCUGCUCUGCGGCGCUCCGUUUUUGGACACCGAAAUGCUCCCGUCCAAAGAACGAUUCGUCAGAGACCAGUGGACCAGAAACGACAGGAACAUGAGCCACUUCUUCAUGAAGGCUUACAGUAACUUCGCGAAGUACGGGAAUCCCACGUACACGCAAAUAUUGGGAUUGCAUUUCGAGGAGUCGCAGCACGGGCAGCUGAAGUAUUUGAAUAUAAAUACGACGUACAAUUCGUCGAUAAUGUGGAACUUCAGGCAGACCGAAUCGGCUUUUUGGUCGAUUUAUGUACCUACUUUAGUCGGUCACCUUUUGCCUACGUAUCCUCCCACAACUGAGUUCUGGUGGGAACCUAGGGCUCCAUUGCAAAUCGCCUUUUGGAGUAUUUCGGGCGUUUGUCUCCUGUUGAUUGUUCUAUUGGUCAUUUGCUGCAUGCUUUGGAGGAACGCAAAGAGGUCAUCAGACAGAUACUACAAUACAUUUUUGUACCCACCUGACAACGACACGGACAACGAAGGUAUAGAAAAUACCCGUGGACACGACGUUAACGAAUACAUAGAAAAAUAUGAAUCCCGCAUGUUGCCUCCUCGUUCUAAUAGUGCCUCGUCUUUCAACACCGUCUCCAUGAAAGAAAUUCAGUCAUUUGUAAAUAACGCUCCGAACGGAGAAAUGGUGCCUCCUCGGAAGGGCACACCCAGCCUACCGGCUAAAGUGAAGAAACCACAGGCAGUGCCUUUGAAUGUGCCUCAAACGGACGUGUAAGCAGUACUCUGAUGAGGUUUAGAAAAUGCUUAUUGUCCGGUCGACACUAAAUUUUACCCAAAUUAUUUCCGUUAGGAUAGGUUUUUAAAUUAUUUAUAUACAAGUUGAUUUUUGUUUGCUAACUGUGUUAGCAAGUUGAUUCAGUAUCUAAAGAGGGUUUUCUUUAGAGGGAACAAGAACAAAGCAUUCCAGGUGCAAAACGUUAAUUAGGAUUUUCGAAACCAAGUUAAGUAAUAUUUAAAAUAAAAUUUCUGUAUCUGUGAUUUGAGAAACUGAUCAAUCCGUCCUUUUAAAAUGGUUAUGUAUUACUUAAACAUCGGUUGCUAAAUUUGACUGAAGCUUUGCCUUUAUAAAUACGCCUAUACAUUUUUAUAUAGUUUUCUAUUUUAUUUAAUUUCUUUAAUUAAAUGACUUAUAAUAGGGGUAUUCUUAGUUUUAGAGAGUACUGAUGAUCAUAAAUACCCGUAUUAUAUGUUGAAUUAAGAUCAAAAUACGAGACAAAUUAAUGUGUUCAAUAUUAUUAAGCAAUCACACAAAAUAAAAAUACCAUAGUAUCACAUAGAAUUUAAGUAAUGUAAUGUUAUUCGCAUUUUGAAACAUUCCAAAUUUUUAUAUCUAUAAUUCUAAUAAGAAUCUAUUAUUUAAAUCCGCUAAGAAUGUAGUGGCAUGUAGAACAGUGUCUUUUUCAUUAAAAAACAAUUUAUUACAA
This is a messenger RNA of Phyllotreta striolata, 3291 nucleotides long. The record is from the annotation of a GenBank genome assembly. NCBI's taxonomy places the organism in Eukaryota, Metazoa, Arthropoda, Insecta, Coleoptera, Chrysomelidae.